Molecule: messenger RNA, 2529 nt
Organism: Seminavis robusta
Lineage: Eukaryota; Bacillariophyta; Bacillariophyceae; Naviculales; Naviculaceae
Source: the annotation of a GenBank genome assembly
AUGCUGAACCCUGAGGCUGCUGAUAUUGCUUUGGAUGGGUUAACCAAUGCCACCGCUUCUUUCGCAAGGAUGGAAGGGUCCAGUGGACGAAAGGAUACAUCUUUCUACUGCUUUGUGUUUGCAUCCCUAGUCUCUCUGGUUUUGGUGCUUUCCAACGAGCUUCGCCAAAGGAAACGCUUGAGCGUCUUCUUGCCAGAAGCUGGAAUGAUCAUUCUGGUGGGAAUGGCAGUCAGCGUCUUUGUGGAGACCACGGUACUAGAGGAGCAAGCCUUGAUGGACAGACAAGACUUGGGUCCAUCUUCAUCUUCAGCUGCCUGGGCUACUAACCUCCUGUCCUUUCAUUCCGAUGCCUUCUUUAUGCUUUUGCUGCCUCCCAUUCUCUUCAAUUCGGGGUAUCAGCUCAAGAGAGAACUAUUCUACCGUCACAUUGGACCCAUUGUACUAUUUGCUGCACUGGGCACCAUAUUGUCUGCACUCUCAGUGGCCCUCACCCUGUCUGGAAUCCAGACCCUGGGGGGAUUCUGGGGAGGCUUCAACCCAUCUCUCUUGGAACUAUUGGCCUUUGGCUCACUCAUUGCUGCCACGGAUACCGUCAGCACUAUGUCCAUUCUACACGCCAAGAAGGUCGAUCCGCGCCUAUUCUAUGUAGUCUUUGGAGAAUCCGCUCUCAAUGAUGCCGUCGCAUUGGUACUCUUCAAGACUUUUGUCGACUUUUUAGGUCAAGACAUUACCGAGUUCUCUUCCCGAAGUGAGCUUGUCUUUCGGCUCUACAAAGACUUUGCCUUUCAAGCCAUCUGCUCGCCCUUGUUGGGAAGUAUUUUCUCCAUUGCAGCUGCAGUCAUCUUUCAACGUAGGGAUUUUCAAGGUAAUCACUCCGUCGAAUUGACCUUGUACUUGCUCAUCAGCUACAUCCCCUACAUGGUCGCAGAGUAUCUCGAGCUCAGCGGCAUUGUCACCAUCUUCUUUUGCGGAUUGGCGGCUCGACGCUACACUACACCGCAUCUAUCGGAUCAAACCAACCAAAAUGCCAAUGUCAUUUUCAAGACGGCCGCCUAUCUCUCCGAGACUUGUAUAUUCUUGGAAAUGGGGUUGAGUGUCUUUUCUCUCUCCACCACUCAAUGGGAAUGGGGCUUUAUCCAAUGGGCCUUUUUGGCAACCCUGCUUGGGCGGGCCAUUAGCAUAUAUCCUAUUUCCAUUGCCUGGAACUUGGCGCUGUCAAAACGUGUAUUUGUUCCGGUCGUAGCGGACGACCAGCCGCCUCCUGCUGUGGGCAAUUUUGAUGGUGAAGAAGACGAAGACAUAUCCUGGUGUGACAAUCUAUCCAGGAGCUCUUUUGGGACACACCACAACAUUUCCAUCGGUCUGGGUAGUACCGGUACUGCCCCACGUCCGUCAUCCUACUACUACAAGUCCACUAGGACCACACCCCUUUCGCGCAAAGAUCUAGAGAUUAGUAGCAACAUGAUGCAUGUACUUUGGUUUGCGGGGAUCCGUGGGUCUGUGGCGUAUGCAUGUGUGAGGGAUUUGCCAGGGGACAACACGGACGAAUUCGUUGCCGCUACAACAGUCAUUAUCCUCGUGACAACCUUUGUCAUGGGUGGACUCACUCCAGUUGUACUCGCCUAUUUGAACGUACCCAUGAAUGUCAAUGAGGACGAGUAUCUCCAAGAAUGGCAAAGGCAACGAAUGCAAACUAGCACAACGCUUCAGGAAAGCUCCUAUGGUACAAGGCUAACAGUUGAUCAGCGAGGUAUCGAGGAGUCGCUGUUUGGUGCAUUGCUCGUCGUCUCGGUUCCAUCGAAGACAUCGAGUAGUGAAAGUGACGAGAGCCCUCCACCUCCACCACCCCCACUGCAAGUCGACUGGCUACCACAACGGCAGCAAGCAUUAUCGCCAUCGUAUCAGCACCAGGGUCCCACUGCUGGCCCAUUCCCAACGGAUCACAUUGUCAUUCCUACCAUGAAUGAGUACCCUUCUCCGCAACGACGUCAUCAUCAUUGUCUUGGACGAUCCGUGCCGGACCUUUCUGACCAUGUGCUUCCUCACGGAGGACGAACGAUGUACUCCUCUCGCUUUUUUGGUACGAGUAGUAUGAUUUCGGACCUUUCCAAUCCAGUCUUUGACGACGAUUCUUCUUGUGAGGGAUGCUCACAUCCCGCGGCGAAGAGGCCCAGAACCGUGGUUGCGGAAGAUCCUCGCCAUCACCUUCAAGGCAGUAGUAGCCCAGAUAGUGAUCCUCCUGAAGCGACUCCUCCUCUGAGUCGAGGUAGCAUCCAUAGAAAGACCCCGUGCAGCACGAACGAUGAGAGGCGUCGAAUGACAUGUAUCCAAACUCCUUUGCUGGGUGGUCCUUCCUGUGGGAUUGGGACGUAUACUACUUGGCUCGGGGAAGAAAUGCGCCCUCAGUUCUCUCAGCAGACGGUGGUAUGCUCACGAAAGAAUGAUAGUGUUCAGUCACACUGGGACACCAAACCACACCGUGGAACCUUAGAGGAUUUCGGUUCUGUUCGCUUCAGACCAGAUUCGUAA